Fonsecaea pedrosoi CBS 271.37 is the source of this 210-nucleotide messenger RNA. RefSeq names its product 40S ribosomal protein S28. Gene Ontology annotation, cellular component: ribosome; cytosolic small ribosomal subunit. The coding region runs from base 1 to 210 and encodes 69 amino acids. Gene Ontology annotation, biological process: translation; ribosomal small subunit assembly; maturation of SSU-rRNA. Gene Ontology annotation, molecular function: structural constituent of ribosome. The transcript has 3 exons. Lineage: Eukaryota; Fungi; Ascomycota; Eurotiomycetes; Chaetothyriales; Herpotrichiellaceae. The record is from RefSeq and is a predicted model, not a curated record.
AUGGAUGCGGCCGGCAAAGUCCCCGUCAAACUCGUCAAAGUCACCCGAGUCCUCGGCCGAACAGGCUCCCGAGGUGGUGUCACGCAAGUGAGAGUCGAAUUUAUGGACGACACGAGCCGAAGUAUCAUCCGAAACGUCAAGGGACCAGUGAAAGUCGACGAUAUCCUGUGCCUGCUCGAGUCUGAAAGAGAAGCAAGAAGAUUGAGAUGA